ACACAAUACAGUUAUGUCACUGUGACCUGGCGAAUCAUAAACUUCCUGUUUUCGCUUUGUAAUACGGACGAUCGAUACCGUUCAUUGCUGACAACACGUUCAACUACAGCUUUGCAAGCAGAAUGGCCUAUCCAAGAAAAAACAUGACCAGUUCAAAACUAACUUUUGUGGAAUCAAUUCCUUAUGCAUCUGGGUUGCGCGUUACCUUCCUACAUGGGGAUAUAACAGAGGCUCGGGCUACUGCCAUUGUCACAGGCGAAAACCAAGACUUUCUCGUCGAGAGCUCAGUGACUAAAGCACUUAUCGCUAAGUCGAAAGAUUUUGAACAUUUGAGAAAUAAGCUCAGACAAGACAGGUCAACUCAUGACUUAUGGACUGUAUGUCCAAAGGUUCUUGGACGGUCAUUUAAAUAUGUCCUGUUUGCUUUUAUUGAACAUAUGAACUGUGAUGACUGGAUGAAGGGAAUGAAGUAUCUGUAUAAAGAUCUCUUCCGACAUGUUGAAAAACAGGACAUUGAGACCCUAGCUGUACCGCUGUUAGGGGCAGGUGUGGCCAAAAUGGAAGAGUCAGCAAUAAUUGCCGCAGCAAGAUCCACCGUUAAAUACAAACCAAGCAAGAAAAGGGAAGUUAUUUUCGUUGCAUCAAGUUUUGAUAAAGCAGACAAAAUGGUUACACAGUGGAGGUAUGAAUUGCAUGGCAGGGAAUCUCAAGGCACUUUGUCACGUAUCAUCUCUGCUGUUAAGGACACGUUUGAGAUAGCUCCACCCGACAGACUUUUUGCGAGACCUCGAAGUAACGGUACAUGGGUUCAGGAAUGCCAAUCGAAAAAGCAAGGUCAUUCCAAAGGUUCCACGACGAACAAAGGCAGGAGGAUCAGCUUAAAAGAACAGGAAGACAUCGACAGGGCCAUAGCAGAGUCACUAGCCGUGGAAACCAAGCACCGUCACUCACGAGGUGAAUACAAUCCGCGAAGAAAUGGCCGAAAAAGCAGCCGAGGUCAAUCUCCAAGAAGAAAGAGUAACGGAGAGGAGAGGUUCCAAAACUUCCGAUGUGACAAUUAUCGUUGGGAGAACAUUACUGAUGAAGACAUGAAGGCUGUUGCCACGCAACCAAGUACUGACGGUGACACUGUUCCCAGAUGUACAACAGAGGAUGGCAGUGACUCCGAGGAUAUGUUAAUGUGUGCAAUAUGUUUGGGUGCCAUCAUUGAUCUGAAGCAGCUGGACAAAUGUUACCAUGUCUUCUGUAAAUCGUGCAUUGACCGCAGUUUCAAGGAGCACAAACCUGUUUGUCCCACAUGCAACAUGGUGUAUGGGACCAUCAAGGGUAACCAGCCUGACGGAACUAUGAAGGUUUUCUACAACAGCACCCACCUGCCUGGUUAUGAAGACUGGGGAAGCAUCCAAAUCAACUAUGACAUUCCAAGUGGUAUACAAACGACAGGACACCCUCACCCUGGUAAGCCCUACAAGGGAAUCACACGACGGGCGUACCUCCCAGCCUGCCCAGAAGGAAAGGACAUCCUGAGACAUCUCAGGGUUGCUUUUGACCGGAAGUUGACAUUUGCCAUAGGCCGUUCUACAACAACCGGGAGGGAAAAUGUCGUGACAUGGAACGACAUUCAUCACAAAACAUCAAUGGAUGGUGGUCCGACAAGAUUUGGCUACCCUGAUCCGACAUAUCUGGCUCGGGUUCGUGACGAGCUGGCCAGCAAAGGAGUAACAGCAGACAAUGUCUAGACGCUGAGAAGAGAUCUUGUACAACAUACAAUGUCUAGACUCUGAGAACAGAUCUUGUACAACAUACAAUGUCUAGACUCUGAGAACAGAUUUAGUGGAACAUACAAUGUCUAGACGCUGAGAACAUAUCUUGUACCGAGUCUUGAGGAUUGGGACAAAUCUUGUAUAGCAUAUAAUGUCUAAACGAUAGGAACACAUCUAGUGCAAAAUACAAUGUCUAGACGGUGCGAAAAGGCUAGACAUGUAGACUA
Messenger RNA from Haliotis rubra (blacklip abalone), 1990 nucleotides. RefSeq lists its product as uncharacterized. The transcript is spliced from 5 exons. Gene Ontology annotation, biological process: Notch signaling pathway; protein ubiquitination. Gene Ontology annotation, molecular function: metal ion binding. Lineage: Eukaryota; Metazoa; Mollusca; Gastropoda; Lepetellida; Haliotidae. The coding region runs from base 123 to 1739 and encodes 538 amino acids. The record is from RefSeq and is a predicted model, not a curated record.